Molecule: messenger RNA, 408 nt
Organism: Sodiomyces alkalinus F11
Lineage: Eukaryota; Fungi; Ascomycota; Sordariomycetes; Glomerellales; Plectosphaerellaceae
Exons: 1
Coding region: 21-239 (72 amino acids)
Source: RefSeq, a predicted model, not a curated record
CGGGAAAAGAAACGACCACAAUGGGUUUAGACCAUCUGCCAGCUUCCGGUUUUCAAGUCGUAUUCUGUGCAUUCUCGAAGAAAUCCAUCCCCAGUGGAACCGGCGACCACUUCGCCCAAUGGAAUAUAUCGAAAAGAAGGGGAGGGUUUUUACUUGCUGUCCUGCCGCAAGGACGUGCUUGGUUAGUACUACAACACGUACAGGUGCGGAGAGAAGGCAGCAUUCGGACAUGGAGGUGAAGCAAGAAGCGGGCCGGUUCUCUUGUUCCGUUCGCUUGUGGCACGUAGGUGGCUACGUAUUAUGGAUGGACGGACGGAUGGACGAAUCUGUGAUACAGAUAUGAAGGGCGGGGCCAUUCAACGGGCGCAGAGUUGCGGGCGCACUACACGUAGAUUGCGAGAACGAGAA